Messenger RNA from Laccaria bicolor S238N-H82, 441 nucleotides. RefSeq lists its product as uncharacterized. The transcript is spliced from 4 exons. NCBI's taxonomy places the organism in Eukaryota, Fungi, Basidiomycota, Agaricomycetes, Agaricales, Hydnangiaceae. The record is from RefSeq and is a predicted model, not a curated record. Bases 1 to 441 code for a protein of 146 amino acids.
AUGGGCGCCCUUAGUGAAUUAUCAUCGUCAUCUGAAGACGAAGAUUCUGAGCAUUCGCCAGCUAGGCCUGCGAAAAAAACAAAUCCUGAGGUGCAACCGUCUGACAAUGACAAUACCGACGAUGAAGAAUCUUCAUUGUCAUCAUCAGAUGAGUCUACAGACAGUGGUGUCAAGAAGCCUAUUGGGAAUACCUCAGGCAACAGGGGUGGAAGGGGUGAUCCUGGAAACUUGAAGAAACCCAGGGUUGGCUCAUCAAAGGUAGACACUAAGGGACCCAAAGCGGAGGGUUCCCAAGCAACUGGUGGCAAGGAUAAUCCUAGGAAACGCUCUCGAUUCGGUUCUAUUGGGAAUUCUCCAGAUAAGCCAAUCAAUGUUGAUGAGUUUCUCUCAAUGUUUGAACCUGCAAUACUGCACGAUUAUUGCUUUGCAUGGCAUGUAUGA